Loxodonta africana (African savanna elephant) is the source of this 1250-nucleotide messenger RNA. It is a transcript of the gene CENPO, whose product is annotated as centromere protein O. Gene Ontology annotation, cellular component: Mis6-Sim4 complex; kinetochore. The transcript has 7 exons. Lineage: Eukaryota; Metazoa; Chordata; Mammalia; Proboscidea; Elephantidae. The coding region runs from base 201 to 1112 and encodes 303 amino acids. The record is from RefSeq and is a predicted model, not a curated record.
CAGGCCGCCGCCAUGUUUUUGUACGGCGGGAGCGCGAAGGACGCUGGGACCUACUGGGCUAGUUUUGAAGACGAGGAAGGCGGGAACUCACAUUCCUGGCCUGGCUGAGCAAGAGAAGUAAGAAAACAAGGAAAUCUAGGUCCCCGUUCCCACCUGCCUGGGCAGCUUCAUAGAAAGGCUGUUAGAAAUCUGCGGAUGAGAUGGAGCCAGCGAAUACUUUACGUGAAGACGGCGAGUGCAAAGGAGGUAUUUUAGCUCACUUGGAAAGACUGGAGACUCAAAUGAACAGAUCUCAUAAACGGUUUGAAGGGCCACAGAGGACACAGGCAGAGGAAAGCACUCUUGGGACCAGGAUUCAUAAACUGAGACUUCUGCGAGAUAAGCUGAGGGCUGAAGUGAAGCAGCGGCAAGCCGAGAUUGAAGCAUCUGCCGCCAGUACAGAGCCUGACCAGACACUGGAGACAAGUGAACAGGAAGUUUUAGAGACAAAGCUGGAAAACCUGAAAGCACUUCUACAGGCGUACCAUUUUACAGGGCUCAGUGGUAAACUGACCAGCAGAGGAGUCUCUGUCUGCAUCCACACUGCUUUUGAUGGGAACCUCUUGGAUUCCUAUAUCGUGGACCUUGUCAUAGAGAAACCACUUUGGAUACAUCACCAUUCAGUUCCAGUCUUCAUUCCUCUAGAAGAGAUAGCGGCAAAAUACUUACAGACUGAUGUCCAGCACUUCCUGUUCAGUCUCUGCGAACACCUAAAUGGUUAUGCUGGGAGGAAGUACCAGGCAGAUCGACUUCAGAGUGACUUUGCAGCGUUUCUGGCUGGGCCCUUACAGAGAAACUCACUGUGCAACGUGUUGUCAUUUACUUACAAAGUGGAGCUAGGGGGUCAGUCCUUCCUGUUUUGUGCCAGACUGUUGUAUAAGGACCUCACAGUGACGCUUCCAACUGACGUCACAGUUACACAUCGAGGGACAGACGCAUUAUCCACGUCAUGGGAAGAACAGCGAGUCUCCCAUGAAAAUUUGUUUCGUACAACGUCACUACAUAAAGCGUUCACUUCAUUUGCUGGAGGAGAAAAGUUGAAUAUGAGCCUGCCCCCCUGUUAUUUCCAUUGAGAAAAUGUCAGAAGUGAGUACAAUAGUACUGUACACAGUUCCAGGCAGGGUUCCAGGAACUGAAAACUCUUGAACAGCUCAGACUCGUUGGGGACCGUCCUUGCAAUGAGAACAGACACCUAUCUCUUCAUCAGGACG